Messenger RNA from Auxenochlorella protothecoides, 528 nucleotides. RefSeq names its product Mitogen-activated protein kinase kinase kinase 1. NCBI's taxonomy places the organism in Eukaryota, Viridiplantae, Chlorophyta, Trebouxiophyceae, Chlorellales, Chlorellaceae. The transcript is spliced from 3 exons. Gene Ontology annotation, molecular function: ubiquitin protein ligase activity. The annotation marks the transcript as partial. The record is from RefSeq and is a predicted model, not a curated record.
GACUUCCUGAAGGGAAAUCUAUGCAAGCACAUCCUGUUCGUGAUGUUGAGAGUUCUGGGUCUCAAGAGUUCUGAUCCCCUUGUGUGGCAGCGAGCCCUGCUCACAGACGAGGUCAAGGCCGUCCUCAGCUCCGCACCCUGCUGUACCGCUGCACCAAUGGCGAAUGCGGCUGUACAGGCCUCCUUCCGUGCCAUGUCGGGAAGCCAGGGCCCAGCUGAGGUCAGCCAAGAGAGUGGACUGGCCCCAGGCCAGAGGCCAGUGGAGGGAGACUGCCCCAUCUGCAUGGAAGCAAUGGCCUUGGGUGCUGGAGGCGCGGCUGAUCAGCUGACAUUCUGUGGAGUGUGUGGCAACAAUGUGCACCGUGGGUGCAUCAAACUUUGGCAAAAGCACCGGCGACAAGCCGGCAGCGGCGCCUCUUGCCCGUAUUGUCGCGGGAGGUGGGUGGACGGCCUCUUCCCAGCUACAUCUCAGGCAGACAAGGGCAAGGGAAAGUAUGUCAACUUGACGGACCUGAGUUCGGGCCAUCAA